AUGGCUUUCUUCCACUUUCCUGCUUUUCUCUUCUUCCUCUCCUUCCUCCUUUCCUUAUCCACGCCAUCGCCAUCGCCAUCUUACGCCGAAGAAGACAACUCUUCUUCGUCGGGUAUGGCGAACAUCAAAGACAUCUGCGAAGAGUCUCUUACAAACUACUACAACCUCUGCGUCUCCUCUCUGGAAUCCGAUCCCCGGAGCUUCAAGGUAAAAUGGAAGGACCUUCCCAAGAUUUCCGUCGAGUUGGCAUUGGCUAAUGUCUCCCAUACGCAUUCCUACACCCGUAAGUUGCUUGAAAAUACGACGGAUCCAGUGGCAAGGAAGUGCUUCGACUUGUGUUACAAAAAUUAUGGCCAAACAAUCCGCCUGCUUCGAUCGUCGCUUGUGUUUUUCGACAAUGAAGACUAUGAUGCUAUUCUCUCCCGCUUGUGGCCUGCCAUGCAUAAUGUCUCCGGUUGCAUGGAUGAGUUGAAGCGGAAGCUUGGAGGAUUGAAAUUGGCUCUGAAUCGCAGGACCGAAAUAUCGAAGGGUCUUACCUCCAUAUCUUUUGCUCUUGUUAGUUUUCUUAAGGUCUGA
Nelumbo nucifera (sacred lotus) is the source of this 576-nucleotide messenger RNA. RefSeq names its product cell wall / vacuolar inhibitor of fructosidase 2-like. Gene Ontology annotation, molecular function: pectinesterase inhibitor activity. The record is from RefSeq and is a predicted model, not a curated record. NCBI's taxonomy places the organism in Eukaryota, Viridiplantae, Streptophyta, Magnoliopsida, Proteales, Nelumbonaceae. Gene Ontology annotation, biological process: negative regulation of catalytic activity.